CUGCUCCGGAGCCCCUGCGCGGUGACGGAGGCGGUGGCGGUGGCGGUGCCCUGGGUCCCGCACUCUUGCAGCGCGGGCCGCUCAGUGGGCGGAGCGUCGGCCUCGGUCAGGAAAUCCUUUUGUGCUCAUUCAUACUUGUUCAUCAAGACCUUUGAGUCCUCAAGGGCCGAAUUUACCUCUAAACUGAAAAAUGGAAAGUAAAGUACCUUUAUUCUGCCAGGCAGAAGAAAAUAGCGAUUUAUCAGAUGAAGGCUGUAAUUCUCUUGCAACCAACUUGCCAUCGAGACAUAUUGACAACAAGAAAGACAUCAAGUUUUCUCAAAUGACACAGAAGACAAUUUCACAUGAAAUUAGGGGUUUGAGGCUAGAGCACAAAAAAAGGUAUGAAACAUCAAUAUUCCUCUGUGGAGAAGAGAAAUCCUUUGAUUUUUCAGGAGAGAAAAAGUUCAGAAGAAAGAAAAGUUUACAAGUACAGUUGCAUACUGAAAGAACUGAGAUUGCCUCUUCCUCAGUGAAGCUGUUGAAGGAGAAGAUGACUAAGAAAGAAAGGUCUUCACUCAAGCUUCCGAAUCAGUACAGUGUUCACAAGACUUUAUCAUCCCUUUGUACAUCUUCCUCAGUUAUUCGGAAAAGGGAAAUGCUUUCUACCCUCUGCAAGACAUCAUAUAAUGAAGUACCUCAAGGACACUUACACUCACAAGAGUUAAGCACACUUCAGAAGGCCUGUAAAAUUUUUAGUAAAAUACAAAGUGGUAAAAUUUAUGUGAAUGAUCUGCCAAUGAUCCAUCACACCUUGAAGAUUUUUAUAAGUGAUUCGGAAAUGCAAAAGGCACUAAAGACUGUUGAUAUUGAUGUUAAUGGAAUGCUGGAUUUUUCAGAUUUCCUUAAGACUGUGAAUGAUGUUUGUUAUUUUGUCUCCCAGGAUCCAGCAUUCCAGAAUGCCUUGAAGAUUUUCUGUAGAAUAAAAAGUGGUCGAGUUGCGACUGAUGAACUGGCUGCUGUUUUGGAUAGCAUGGAUAUUCCUGUAAUUCCUGAAACUUUUCAGGAAGUGAUAAAACAUGCUAGUAUAGACAGUAACCGCAUGGUGGAUAUUAGAGAUAUUCUAUUUAUUUUGGAUGAACUACAGCACCAGUAUGAAGAUUUUUCAGUUAUGGAAUCAUCAGCCUAGGAUGAAUCUACUUCAAACAGAAAGUUAUCAAAUAUAUCAGAAUGUUAUCCACAGUAUAGGAUGAAAAGCAGUUUCUCUUCCAGACUACGUGAACCAUCAUUAUUCCCAAAGUUAAAUAGAAAACACCUCCAAUAUCAUAAAAUUAUGGAGGAUAAUGAUUACCUUGAAUUUAAAAGAUCAAAAAAUCCUUUGCAAAUAAAAAAAUUCCUAAAUGGGGUUGAUAGCAGUGAUAUAGGAUUCUGGGAACCAUAUUCAAAGGAUGGCAUAAACUUUAAGAAAAGUUCAGAGAAGAUUGAAAUUCAUGACUCAAAGUCUACGUCACAUAGCUUGAAGAGCAUCACAAGCCUCAAAAAGUCUCUCGAUAAAAGUGAUCAUUUUAGUAUCCCCAAACUUCAGAAGCCAGCUGUGAUAAGGCAUUCCAGCCUCCUAAAACAGGUUUCGUCGAAAGAAAAGAUUGCAGUGAAUGCUCUGGAAAACAUCUGUGAAGCUAUCAAUAAACUCCAAGAAAAUUACAUUGCUGCAGAAGAACUUGAAUCCAUUUUGCCUUCAAUAGGACUUACUUUAUCAGACAAAGAGUUCAAGGAGAUUGUGGCAAAGACUACUCAAAAUGGAAAUGGAAUGUUGAAGUUAGAUGACUUUAUGAGCGCUCUCUCCAAGGAGCAAAGUCUUCCUGAAUGUGAUAUGUUGACUGAUGUCAUUAAAGCCAUUGAUAAAAUUAAAGAUGAAAAUAUUAAUUAUGAGGAUAUGACUACUUGUCUUCAGCAUUUUGGAGUUUACCUUUCUAAGCCAGAAUUUGAGAAGAUCACAGAGUUGACUGAAGCUGACAAAACGAAAAAAGUGAAUUUUAAAGAUUUCAUUGAUACAAUGAUGACCAAUACAGAACGCUUCUCUGAAAAAUUAUUAUUGCCUGAUGCUAUUGAAAACCUCCAUAAUCUCAGCAAAGGGAAGAUGAAUAUUUCUCACCUGUGGACCACUCUGUCUAACUUGAAUAGUAACUUGAAAAAAAAUGAAUUCCUAGCUGCACUGAAAUUAACAACAGUGGAUGAAGAUGAUGAAGUACAAAUAGAAGAAUUUGGACAAGUGGUAAAGGGUAUUCGUGAUGCCUCCAGGUUAAAAGAGUUACAAGACAUUGUCUUAGCUCUUAAUGGGCUUGAAGGUGACAUGAUAUCUGGGAAGAACUUGGAGAGCUUCCUAGGAAAUAUUGGGAUUAAGUCACCUGAAGAAGAGGUAGAGAAAAUUCUUCAGUCAGAUCUUGUUUCUGAUGACAACAUGGUGAAUGUUAAAGACUGUAUGAAGGGUUUGAAGGACACUCAGAAAUUUUCCACUUUUGUUGCAUUGAAUGACAUCAUUGGUACAUUGGAAUGUAUGGAAGAAAGUGAUCAGUCUGGCAAGGACAACUAUGCAGAUGUACUUGGAAACACCAAUAGAAUUUAUUUCACUGAUAAUAGUUUUCAAGAAGUGCUGGAUGAUUCCUUGCUCGACGACUUUAGGAAAGAGGCUUUGUCUUCAAAUCUGAAACUACCAACAGCAGAUGCAUUUAAAGAAGCUGCUUAUAUCUUGACAAGUGUUGAUAAUGGCAAGAUUGGCAUACGUAACUUGGAGCAUGCCCUGAAAAGUUUGAAUGUUAAUUUAGCUGAGGAGGACGUCAGUGAAGCCCUUAAAUAUUGUGACAUCAGUGAUGAUAAUGAGGUGAAUUUAAAAGAUUUCUUUGAAAGAAUUAAAGGAAGUCCACCUUUCAAAGAGUCCAUAGUUACACAGCUACUCUUCGUUACUGUUCAAAUUCUCCAGAAUGAUCUAAUUGAUGUCUCUGACCUCGAGGCAUUAUUGAUGAACAAUGACUUUCAUGCAGCUAAUGUUUUACUUGAUGAAGUAUUAAGACAUGGACCUGAACAUGAAAAUGGCAAGAUUACCUUUCAAGAAUUUUUUAUUAAGUUCUGUGAUACAUUGAACAUGCCUAAAGCCUCAGGAAAUAAAAAUCAAUUUUACAACAUCAACAUUUACAAAAAUGAACUUAAAGACAUUCCUGUACUUCAGCAAAAUUUAAAUGCCAUUGGAAUCUAUCUAACAGAUGAUAAAAUAAAGGAGACUUUGGAUAACACUAAUCCUAACGAUGAAGUGGUGAGUUUUAAGGAUUUCAUCAGAGAAUUGAACAACAGUGAUGAAUUUAUCGAGUGCCACAGAAUAGAAGAUGCAUGUAAUGUUGUUAAUAGUGUCUUUGAUAGGAAAGUUGAAGUUAAAGACCUUUUAUCUGCGUUGGAGGGCCUGGAGAAACCUUUAAAUGAAGAAAAACCUGAGGUGUUACUGAACUCUGAAACAGAUGAAAGUAAAAAGAUCUUAAAAGAUGUAAUUGAUGUUUUCACUAAUUCACCUAAACCAUCAACACCAUUCAAUUAAUUUAUUUAAAGAGAUUACAACUCUUGAUAAGAUCAGAAAUGAUAAGAUGCCUAUAAAUGAGCUGAGGUCCCAACUCCGGAAGGCUAGAAUUCCAUUAAGCAACAAGACGUUC
Leopardus geoffroyi (Geoffroy's cat) is the source of this 3674-nucleotide messenger RNA. It is a transcript of the gene EFCAB13, whose product is annotated as EF-hand calcium binding domain 13. The record is from RefSeq and is a predicted model, not a curated record. Gene Ontology annotation, molecular function: calcium ion binding. Lineage: Eukaryota; Metazoa; Chordata; Mammalia; Carnivora; Felidae. The transcript has 30 exons.